CGGAGACUUGCAGGCGUGCCGUUCAGAGCUCGAACAGCAUUUUUGGAGCUCCACGAAACGAAGCUAUCGCCAAUCCUGUCUGUCUGCAAUCAUUGUCCAGGCGUAGAUUUGCAGCUCGCGAAAACCACACGAGCUAAGAACAAUCGGCUUCAACUCGAUUGUGCCCUAGAUUUAGCCUUUCGCACAUUUCAUCACCUUGGUGUAUAGUGUGCAAACCAAACCAGACAAGACCCCGCCACGGUCACCAAAAAUCAAAGUCAUCGACGACAGCCUCCGAUUAUCACCUCACAAACCGCAAGUGUCUGCGUCAGGACAGCCUGCUGCACCUCGGUCAAAAUGGAUAUCCGCGUCAUCCGGUCCAGCGACAUUCCGCUGAUACAGCACGCCAACCUCGAGAACCUCCCGGAGAACUACUUUCUUAAAUACUACCUCUACCACGCGCUCUCAUGGCCGCAACUAUCAUACGUCGCCGUCGACGUCUCACGGCCCAAGAAGACGCCAUACGACUACCCCAAGAUCGUAGGCUACGUCCUCGCAAAGAUGGAGGAGGACCCCUCGGACGGCAUCCCCCACGGCCACAUCACCAGCCUGAGCGUGAUGCGCACGCAUAGGAGGUUGGGUAUCGCCGAGAAGCUGAUGAGGCAAAGCCAACAGGCAAUGGUCGAGACCUUUGGCGCGCGCUACGUCUCCCUGCACGUGCGUGUCUCCAACCAGGCCGCGAUCCACCUGUAUCGCGACACCCUGGGCUUCAAGAACGAGAAGACGGAGAACAAGUACUACGCCGACGGCGAGGACGCCUACUGCAUGAAGCUGGACCUCGACUUCAUCCGGGACCAGCUGCGCGAGGAGACGGAGGAGGAGGGCGACGGCGAGGCUCAGGACGAGGGUGAGGCCGUCGGCGACGUUGGCAAGGACCCCAAGACGGCCAAGAAGGGCAAGGCUGGCGAGGACAAGGACAAGAUGAGGAAGGUCAAGGUCGGGAGGGCGUUGGGGGUGGGUGAGCUGGUCGAGAGGGUGGAGAGUAAAUAGAGGGCUGGGGCUGCUUUGGAUGGGUAUGCUGAGACUUUUUGACCGUGCUCUGGUACCUUUCAUGGGAUCAUAGCGGUUUGUUUCAGCCUUCCCUGGACGGAUCUCUUGAGCCUCAAUGGUAUCACUUGCGACAUGGCCGUACCCAGUGGCAAGAAAUAGAUCGACAAAAAUACGCCACAAUUUGGUGAACAAGAACCUAGGCAAAAGCAACAUAUCGGGAAACCCCUCCGCUCCAACGUUCAUCUGACUUAUCGCCAACAGGUUCAUGAGGAAACAAAUGCGAGUGCAAUUAACAUAUGCAAAAGUAAUACCGACUUCUAUCGCCCG
Molecule: messenger RNA, 1356 nt
Organism: Pyricularia oryzae 70-15
Lineage: Eukaryota; Fungi; Ascomycota; Sordariomycetes; Magnaporthales; Pyriculariaceae
Product: N-terminal acetyltransferase A complex catalytic subunit ard1
Exons: 2
Coding region: 337-1029 (230 amino acids)
Biological process (GO): N-terminal peptidyl-glutamic acid acetylation
Cellular component (GO): NatA complex
Molecular function (GO): protein-N-terminal-glutamate acetyltransferase activity; protein N-terminal-serine acetyltransferase activity
Source: RefSeq, a predicted model, not a curated record